Ixodes scapularis (black-legged tick) is the source of this 3751-nucleotide messenger RNA. RefSeq names its product ATPase family protein 2 homolog. Gene Ontology annotation, cellular component: cytoplasm. The record is from RefSeq and is a predicted model, not a curated record. The transcript is spliced from 16 exons. Gene Ontology annotation, molecular function: ATP hydrolysis activity; ATP binding. NCBI's taxonomy places the organism in Eukaryota, Metazoa, Arthropoda, Arachnida, Ixodida, Ixodidae. The coding region runs from base 165 to 3668 and encodes 1167 amino acids.
AUGACAAGCGACCCGUCUUGAUCACAACAAAAACACGUGCGUUGAUCGACCCUCCCGCUGCAUGUGGUUGUGUGUGGCCUUAUUGAGUUCUUUAACUCCGGCGACGCUGCUUUAUCCAACGAUACGUUCUUCUGCGUCUCAUGGUUACACUUGAAUAGAACGGUAUGCCUCCCAAAGGGAAGUCUUCCAAGGCAGACUGGCAGCAGUGCACGUCAUGUGGCGUCAUCCUGGCUACGAAAGACGUUACACUUCACGAACACUGUUGCUCAAAGUUGAGCGGUGAUGAUGAUCCAAAGCACGAUUUUAUAAGAGACUGCGUUCUACACGGCACACUGCAAGCACUACCCGCGGACGAUACGGCUGGCUUGUCCAAUUCGACGAAAUCCCAGCUCCUCUACCUAAAUCCCUCAUGCAUGAGGAUGUGCGACAUCGGCAUAAAAGAUGUGGUGGAGCUCUGUGAAGACGGAGAAAGGCACUUGCUUGUGGCAUGGCCUUCUCGGAAUAUUGGCCUCACCGGAGUCUCCAUCCACAGGCAGCCUAAACCGAGCGUGCCGAGAAAAGUGACUGUGGCAAAGCACUCUGACUGCAUCGUUGGAGCAAGCUCCGUAACAUUGAUGCCGGAUGAGAAGUUGCAGCAAGUUUCCGUACUCGAGCUGCAGAGAUGCAUUCUUCAACAAAAUUUGGGUGUCUUCGUGAGGACCGGAUCGAAACUGCAGUGCCGUGUCUACGGUCACGACCUGCGGUUUACCGUGCUGUCCGCAAAAGGCGAAGGAGGACUUUCGUCGGGUGACCUGCUUCGCUCGUCGUCGGUUGAUGGUGAUGAUCUCGAAGAGAAGCUACAGCACCUCACCGUUAGCGAAGGACACAGUAGCCCCAGUGCUUCAAAAACUCCAAGGCCGUCGUCCGCUCAAGUUCAUUCAACACCGCCACAGAGGAUGCCACUAACCCCGAGCAGGCAAGGCCCGGCUGCAUUCAAUACUCCAAAGGCACCUGAAGGGAGGGCGGGGUCUCGCAUUUCGUUGGCGGUUUUUCACCGCAUCACGAUCGGCACGGAAGUCACCGUCAUGGAGGAGGGCAGCGUGGGGCCGGAGGUGUCCCAUAGGGCGGGGUACGACCAGAUCGGAGGGCUGGACAGGGAGAUCCAGCAGCUGCGAGAGCUGGUCGAGGUGCCUGCCAGGCACCCUGCCACCUUCUCACGUUUCGGCCUGAAGCCUCCCAGGGGAGCACUACUGUUUGGGCCGCCUGGCACGGGAAAGACCUUGCUUGCACGGGCGGUUGCAGCCGAAUCGGGAGCAAGUCUUGUGGUGCUUGAUGGGCCGCAGGUCUUCAGCAAGUACUAUGGGGAAACGGAAGCUGCUCUGAGAAACGUCUUCAAGGACGCAGUCGAGAGGGCACCAAGCGUCCUCUUUGUGGACGAGAUCGACGCCCUGUGUCCCAAGCGUGAAGCCGGCACAUCCAGCCAGGAAGCUAGGGCGGUGUCGACCUUGGUGGCAUUGCUGGACAAUUUGCCGUCAAUGCAAGAGAAGUGGGUGCUAGUUCUGGGCGCCACUAACCGACCCAACAACGUGGAUCCGUCGCUGCGCCAGCCUGGCCGCCUCGACAGGGAACUCGAGAUUGGAGUGCCCACGGCGUCGGGACGACUUCAGGUCCUGCUUUUUGGCGCGGGGAAAAGCCACGAGCCUUCGGUGAUUCCUUCGCCGAUCAUUUUUUCCGCGUCCGACACGGGCAUAGUGUCUUUUGCCCCGUCAUCGUCAUGCUACAUCCGCCACGGCGAGACAUCGAUCGCCGAUGACACGUCUUUCGACCACGUUACAAGGCUGCACCAAUCAUCUUCAAGAACUGCCACGCCCCUGGGUGUCUUAAAAGACUGGAACGGACUUCACUGUGCUAGUGGUGGGCACGUUACGCUUUGCAGCAGCAUGUCUAACCCGCUCGUCUUCGCCUGUUUACAGGUCCUGCUUUUUGGCGCGGGGAAAAGCCACGAGCCUUCGGUGAUUCCUUCGCCGAUCAUUUUUUCCGCGUCCGACACGGGCAUAGUGUCUUUUGCCCCGUCAUCGUCAUGCUACAUCCGCCACGGCGAGACAUCGAUCGCCGAUGACACGUCUUUCGACCACGUUACAAGGCUGCACCAAUCAUCUUCAAGAACUGCCACGCCCCUGGGUGUCUUAAAAGACUGGAACGGACUUCACUGUGCUAGUGGUGGGCACGGUACGCUUUGCGGCAGCAUGUCUAACCCGCUCGUCUUCGCCUGUUUACAGGUCCUGCUUUUUGGCGCGGGGAAAAGCCACGAGCCUUCGGUGAUUCCUUUGCCGAUCAUUUUUUCCGCGUCCGACACGGGCAUAGUGUCUUUUGCCCCGUCAUCGUCAUGCUACAUCCGCCACGGCGAGACAUCGAUCGCCGAUGACACGUCUUUCGACCACGUUACAAGGCUGCACCAAUCAUCUUCAAGAACUGCCACGCCCCUGGGUGUCUUAAAAGACUGGAACGGACUUCACUGUGCUAGUGGUGGGCACGGUACGCUUUGCGGCAGCAUGUCUAACCCGCUCGUCUUCGCCUGUUUACAGAUCCUCCGCAAGAUCCUUGGCAACGUGAGGCACUCACUGAGCGAUGAGGACAUUGUAGAGACGGCGGAUGCGGCUCACGGCCUCACGGGAGCCGACUUGGCAGCCAUGUGCGCCGAGGCUGCGCUACACUCUCUGGAUAGACAUCUGAAAGACCCCACUGCGACGGACGCCGUCUUGAGUCAUGAAGUCGAGCUCAACAUGGCAGACGUGGCGGCUGCCCUCAAGCGUACCAAGCCCAGUGCCAUGCGCGAGGUCUCCCUCGAGAUACCCAAGGUUCGCUGGAGCGACAUUGGAGGCAUGGAGGAGGUGAAGCUGAAGCUGCGGCAGGCGGUGGAGUGGCCCUGGAAGCACAGGGAAGCCUUUGAGAGGCUGGGGGCCACUCCUCCGCACGGACUACUCCUCUACGGACCCCCAGGCUGCUCCAAGACCAUGGUGGCCAAGGCACUGGCCACUGAGAGCGGACUCAACUUCAUCGCCAUCAAGGGACCCGAGUUGUUCAGCAAGUGGGUUGGAGAUUCGGAACGAGCCGUGCGUGAACUCUUCCGCAAAGCCAGGACAGCUGCGCCCUGCAUAAUCUUCUUCGACGAAAUCGACGCCUUGGCAGCACACAGGGGAAGCACAAGCGGAAGCAGCAACGUGGGCGAUCGCGUCAUCGCCCAGCUACUGGCCGAGAUGGACGGCAUCGAAGCACUUCAGGACGUCGUUCUGGUGGCUGCCACAAACCGCCCAGACAUGAUUGACCAGGCCUUGAUGCGGCCCGGACGACUGGACAGCAUUGUCUAUGUGCCGCUGCCAGACUUGGACACGCGAAGAGAGAUCCUGCGUAUCAACUUGUCCAAGCGGCCGCUUGGCGACAGUGUAUCUUUGGAUGACCUGGCUCGCAAGACUGAAGGAUACUCGGGCGCAGAGGUGGUGGCCGUGUGUCAGGAGGCUGCGCUGAUCGCGCUGGAGGAAGACAUCGAGGCCAGGCACAUCACGGCACUGCACCUGGAGGCCGCACUGCAGCUCGUCCGGCCACGCAUCUCGCAGGAAACGGUCCAGUACUACGAGUCCUACUGGGCAUCUACGGGAAAGGGCCGACACUCUCGGCCGGGACUCGGAUGACCUCAUCUCGUGCCAACGCAUCGUACCAUCGGAGAACAGUUUUUUGUGGGAACACAAUGAACAAAGUUGUUCUGACUUGGGCA